AUGGCCCUGAAACGGAAGGCCUCCGAGGGCUCUCUGUCUCCUAGCAAGAAGGCCCAGAAGCGAUCCGCGCUAGAUGCGAACGAUCCGAUCUAUGAAGAGCCUCAUUCCGAUGCCGAGUAUGAAGCCUCGGAUGCCAGCAGCGUAGCCAGCGACAGUCUCCAUGAGACUCCGGCUACCCCGUUCUCGACGACCUCAACAAAGUAUCCGUCCGAGUUGAAAACCCAUCUGUGUCCGUUUGAGGGCUGUACAAAGGCAUUCAAUCGCCCAGCACGGCUCCAGGAACACCUCCGGUCACACAACAAUGAGAGGCUGUUUCCGUGUACACACGAAAACUGCGACAAGACGUUCCUCCGAGCCUCGCAUUUGAACCACCACGUCAAGAGCGCGCACACAGGUGUCCGCGACUAUGUCUGCGAUCGCCCCGGCUGUGGCAAGAGCUUCGUGACCGGAUCCCGAUUGCGGCGACACCUCGCUGCGCACGACGGCCGCGAUAAGUACCGCUGCACGGAAUACCCGCCCUGCAGCGAGACCUUCCGGAAGCAUUCGACCCUACAGAAGCACAUCAUGACCACGCAUCUGAAACAGAAGCCAUUUCCGUGUCCCCAUGUCGACCCAAAUACGGGCGAAAAAUGUCCCAUGGCCUUCGACACGGCGGGUCACCUUCGAGCGCACGAGAGCCGGAUCCACACGGAGAAGCGCUUCACCUGCGCAGAAUGCUCCCAGUCUACACAGCAGGGCGCGGACACAUCGACCAACAUGGCUGUGACAUUCCCGACAUAUGCCCUGCUGCAAGCCCACAUCCGAACCGCGCAUCCGCCCCAGUGUCCUCACUGCUCAAUCAGCUGCUCCACACAGCGAGAGCUGCGUCGCCAUCUCGAGGUAGCCCACGGCAACGUGAGCCUCGAGGAACGCCGAGUCUUCCCGUGUACUGUCCCGGGCUGUGAUCGCAGCUUUACGAAGAAGGGGAACCUGACCGUGCACAUCCGGACUGUCCACGAAGGCGAGAAGCGGUUUGUCUGCGGCGAAACAGACGUAUCCACGUCCAAAAAGACUGUCGGCUGGGAUGGGAACGGAUGCGGAAAGCGGUAUGGCAGCAAGCUCGCCCUAGAAGAACAUAUCCGCACCGCACACCUCGGUUUUCCCAACGCCAAAGCGGAGCGCCGACAACGUCUGGGCCUGGCCAGCGGCCAGAGCACCCCCAAGGCGAGGUACGCUGCGCCGUCGGCGUUGGCUGCGCUCACUGGUGAGGGAUAUGCGGAGGAAAGUGGCCGUCGCAUUGUCUGUUUCGUGGAGAGCUGCCCGCAUCGCUUCCACCGCAACUACGAUCUCUGGGUCCAUAUGGGAAGCAAACAUCACUGCUCCGAGGAUGAGAUCCGGGACAUGUUCAUGCAGCGCGCCUUGCUGGCUGAAGACAAUGAGCCCAUCAGCGGUGAUAUCUUCGGUAUCUAUGGCCUUGAUCUGGAUGAUGACGCCUCGUACGAGCCAUAUGUCCUGGGCGAGCCGUCGGCUGCCGAGCAGAAUACCACCGGCGACGGCGACACUGAUAUGCGCACAGGCCUCGGUGCAGAACACUUCGGGGGUGAUUUGGAGUAUAACUUUGACAUGAUGAUGGAUAACGUCGAUCCUAAGAUACCCGAUUCUGAUGAUAUGGUGAUGGUUGAUCCUUUGCUGGCGUACAACAUGAUGGAGUCCUGA
Aspergillus terreus NIH2624 is the source of this 1695-nucleotide messenger RNA. Its product is annotated as C2H2-type zinc finger protein. NCBI's taxonomy places the organism in Eukaryota, Fungi, Ascomycota, Eurotiomycetes, Eurotiales, Aspergillaceae. The record is from RefSeq and is a predicted model, not a curated record. Bases 1 to 1695 code for a protein of 564 amino acids. The transcript is spliced from 2 exons. Gene Ontology annotation, cellular component: nucleus. Gene Ontology annotation, biological process: regulation of transcription by RNA polymerase II.